GCGCCCCCGCCGCGGCUCCGCGCCUCCGCCGCCGAGCGCCCCGGCGGGCCCGAUGGCGAGCACGUCGGCGGAGAUCGUCGCCUUCCUGCUGACCAUCUCCGGCUGGGUGCUGGUCUCCUCCACGCUGCCCACCGACUACUGGAAGGUGUCGAGCAUCGACGGCACGGUCAUCACCACCGCCACCUUCUGGGCCAACCUCUGGAAGACCUGCGUGACCGACUCCACCGGCGUCUCCAACUGCAAGGACUUCCCCUCCAUGCUGGCGCUGGACGGUUACAUCCAAGCCUGCAGAGGGCUGAUGAUCUCCGCAGUCUGCCUGGGGUUCUUCGGUUCCGUGUUUGGGCUGAUUGGGAUGAAGUGUACAAAAGUCGGCGGUUCUGAUCAGACCAAAGCAAAAAUAGCUUGUUUAGCUGGACUGAUUUUCAUACUGUCUGGGCUGUGCUCUAUGACUGGUUGUUCCCUGUAUGCAAACAGGAUUACGUCUGAGUUCUUUGAUCCUUCUUAUAUUGCACAAAAGUAUGAAUUAGGAGCAGCUUUAUUCAUUGGAUGGGCUGGAGCUUCACUCUGCAUAAUUGGUGGCAGUAUAUUCUGCUUCUCAAUAGCUGAAAACAGUAAAUCUCCAAGGAGGGGGUAUGCAUAUAACGGAGCCACAUCUGUGAUGUCUUCUCGCACAAAGGUUCACAGCAGCGUCCCAGACAAAACCCCACCAAAGCACUUUGACAAGAACGCCUACGUUUAAUUGUACUGUUCGAAGAUCCAAAAAGCCAGUUUUGAAAAUGAGUUUGUAUGUUUCAUUCAGGGUGAUUUCUCCCCCACAAAACACAAUGGAAUAACCACUAAGACGAUGAAUUUUUAAGAUACUAACUUGCAGCUUUUUACAUAUUGAUGUAAAUUUUAUUAUACCAUAUUUUAAGAUUGAUGUUGGUAUUGUAAAGUUUAUACCUGCAAAUCAUGCAUUGAUGCUGCUUUCUAAAAAAAAAUAAAAAAUAAAUAGGGUAUUUAC
Molecule: messenger RNA, 1003 nt
Organism: Cygnus atratus (black swan)
Lineage: Eukaryota; Metazoa; Chordata; Aves; Anseriformes; Anatidae
Gene: CLDN10
Product: claudin 10
Exons: 5
Coding region: 53-739 (228 amino acids)
Biological process (GO): cell adhesion; bicellular tight junction assembly
Cellular component (GO): bicellular tight junction; plasma membrane
Molecular function (GO): structural molecule activity
Source: RefSeq, a predicted model, not a curated record